ACUGCAUCUGUAUUCACAGGACAAAGCAGCAAACACACAUGAACCACUGGAGCAAUCAUCAGCACACCCCAACGGGUUAACGCGACAGUAAGUUGACUUUCAAUCUAGAAUAACACAUCUGCUCUUGCUGUAAGUUUUUAGUCUGAAGCACAAAAUAAUCGGUUUAGCUUUAGUCAGAUUUUUUCUCCUGUGCUGAAAUCAAAAUCCCCUUCUAAGACUUCUACAGCAGCCUUCUCUGCACACUGCAAACUUAAGUGCAUUACAUCUGAGGCAUUAGGGAUUUGGGGGCUGUGAUAUGAAGAGACAUGCCUGACCGCAGGAUACUGCAGAACCAGGGGAGAUCUGUGUGUGUUUUCUGUCACUUUACAUGUGGAUUACUCUCCUAAUAUGGUCUCAACGAGCACACGCAUGAGGACGGUCCACAACUCAUCGUUACAAUGAAAUUCAGACAGAGGAGAAGCUAGUGAUUCCUGGAGCUCCAUGGGAGCAGCAUUGAGGAGCAGAAGACUCUGAGUCCUCUUGAUUCAGGGAAGAGGUCAGCAGGAUGGUUCCACCGCCUCCCACCAACAAGCCACAUGUUUGUUUAUCCACCAUCAUCAUCAUGAGCAGCAUGGCACUGAUGGACGCCUACCUGGUGGAGCAGAACCACGGCCCGCGGAAGAUUGGCAUCUGCAUCAUGGUGACGGUGGGAGACCUCUGCUUCCUCAUCGUGCUGCGGUAUGUGGCAGUGUGGGUUGGGGCUGAAGUAAGGAUGGCAAAACGAGGCUACGCCAUGAUACUUUGGUUCCUUUACAUCUUUGUCUUGGAGAUUAAGGUGUAUUUUGUUUACCAGAACUACAAGGCUGACCGUAAGAGCCUCGACGCAUUGGCUCGGAAAGCUCUGACGCUCCUGCUCUCCAUCAGUAUACCAGCGCUUUUCGUGAUCCUGGUCGCCAUCGACCACAUGGAGUAUGUGAAGGCUUUCAAGAAGAAGGAGGAGAUCAGAAACCGUUUGUUCUGGGUGGUGAUGGAUCUGCUGGACGUUCUGGACAUCCAGGCCAACCUAUGGGAGCCACAGAAGAAAGGGCUUCCACUCUGGGCCGAGGGACUGAUGUUUUUCUACUGUUAUAUUCUUCUUUUAGUGCUGCCCUGUGUGUCUCUGAGUGAGAUCAGCAUGCAAGGCACCAACAUCAGUCCUCACAAGAUGAUGCUCUACCCCAUUCUGAGUUUGGUGACUAUUAACGUCAUCACUCUCUUCAUCCGUGGAGGGAAUAUGCUCCUUUAUAAGGACAACAGGGUGUCUGGGAUACUCAUGGCUAAGAACAUCCUCGCCAUUGUUCUGAAGACGUGCAGCUUUGUGCAGUACAGGAGACAGUUGAAGAGCGCCCCACCUGGGUUUGGAGUGGAAUUACAGAAGAACUCUGUGGCAUUGGGUCGAUCUGGUCAGACUCCUCCACAGGGGGUGCUGCAGGAGCAAACACCGCUUCCCGAGGUCACCAGGUGUGAACAUACGUGACCCAGAAUCUGGAGACUACCAGCACAAGGAAACACACAUCUCUAAUGAAACAAUGUGGAUGUAAGCUUUUACAACAUUUUGCUAGCUUCAUUAUUUUCAUCCGAGAGAAAUGUAAGUGGAGAAUAAUGGUAUGACAGUAGUCAAUAAUUGCAUAAUGCUAAACUUCCUUCCUGACAAUUACAUUUACUUUGCAUACUAUGCCAGUUUGUAAAGAUAAAUGAAAUAAAAAAGAAAAAAGAACAAAAAACACUAAAGCAACAAAUGUCCUUUUAGUAGAAAAAUGGGGAAAGAUUUUUUUUUCAAUUUGAUGCUUUGAUAAAGAGUUGUGUACAUAUCUGCGUUGUGUGUUUGUUACAGCAUGUUUUACUCAGGUCAGACACUGAUUAGACUGAAGAUAGAGUAUGUCUCAUUUCCUAAUUACAAUUCUGAUGAGUUGGAUUUUAAUUUUAAUCUCUUCAUUUUAUUCUCCAGUUAGCUGCUAUUUAAUUGCAAAUGUAGUUCCUUCUUGCCAACACCAUUUAUCUGAAAAAGCCCUUUUAACACCUUGCCCAACCUACUUAGUUUUCAAUGAUUUAAAUGUUCAAUGAAAGAAGAAAAAACUAUUGUAGUAUGCUACGGUUUCAGAUUGUUUAAUUUUAUCAUGUUCGAUGUUAGUUAAUAAUUAACAGAAUGAAUGUACUGCUGUGUUAAUGACUUCCAACAGAUAAAGAAAACUCACUGCCCUAACAAGCCUAUAACUGCUCAUGCAUUUGCUUACCUGACA
Molecule: messenger RNA, 2258 nt
Organism: Carassius auratus (goldfish)
Lineage: Eukaryota; Metazoa; Chordata; Actinopteri; Cypriniformes; Cyprinidae
Product: transmembrane protein 121-like
Exons: 2
Coding region: 545-1495 (316 amino acids)
Source: RefSeq, a predicted model, not a curated record